AUGACAAUGCGGCACUGCGACACGCAGCAGCUGCUGCAGAACGUAUUUAUGUUCGACGGGGACGUGCUGCUCAUGACAGAUCGGGACAAGAACAAGGCGAUCCGGGGCAUUGGGCGCAUGGCGGGCGGGGCGGUAGGUGGACAAGCGCUGUUAGUCACUCUGGACGAGUGGCUAUGGAAGGACGGACAGAAGGGCCGGUGGGAGACGGCAGAGCUAAGCAAGCAGCUGGCGGCGUUGACAGGGCAACAUAUCGGGGUGGAGCUGACGGUGGCAGACUAUCGACACGUGACAAUCGAGCUGGGGCGGAAGAUCCGGGGUCUGGUGGUACGACAGCUCGAGGUAGAUAUCGGGACAGCCGAACAGGAUGACAUUGGAGGCGGUGGGGGGCCGAGACAUGAAGAUCCAGCGACAGGCGAGACACGGGAGCAACAAAAGACAGAGUCUAUCUGGGAUCUUGGCGGCGGCGAUCAGGACCGAGACAAUGAUCACAAGAGCGCUGGCAAGGACAAGAAGAGACAAGCCAAAGCAGCAAGCAGGGGCAGGGACGAUGACAAAGAUAGUAAAGGCAGCAAGAAAAAGAAGGUGGGCAGCGUCAGACCCAGCCCGAGGGCUACGGAGAGGAAAGACGGCAGGGACAAGAUCAACAAUAGCAGCAGCAACGGGAGCUGCGAGACAGGGAUAGACGACGGGCUGCGCACACUGCUAGGGAUCAACGCCCGCUGGAAGACGGAGGAGCAGCGGGCGGCGAUGGCAAAGGUGAUGGCAAUAAAGGACGGACAGGCACUCAUCGUGGUGCUGCCGACGGGUGGCGGAAAGAGCAUUCUCUUCAUGCUGCCGGCGGUGACGGAGAAGACGGGGACGACAGUGGUGGUGGUGCCGUUCGUGGCGCUGAUGGACGAUCUGGUGGCGCGGGCACGGGACUUUGGGGUAGACAGUCUGCGAUGGCAGACGGCCGCACAGACGGGGCGGGACGAGCCCCAGCGAGAGGCACGGCUGGUGGUGGUCAGCGCGGACGUUGCUAGCAGUAACGAGUUCAUAACAUACGCGGACGGGUUGCGGACGCGGGGUCUGCUGCGACAGAUCUUUAUAGACGAAUGCCACAAGAUCAUCAUGGACGCCGAGUACCGGGCUAAGCUAGCGGGGCUUCAAGGGCUGUACCGGUUCGACUGCCCGGUAGUACUGCUAACGGCAACGCUGCCGGUGCGGCUGGAACGGUGGUUCCGGCAAGCGAUGGUGGCGGAGGUCAAGGCGGGCAAGGGCAUGGUGGAAGAAGAGGUGGUCCGGACGGUCAUGCGGAUAGAGAAGGGGAUGCGUUCGGGACAGAAAGGAGUGGUAUAUUGCUGA
Molecule: messenger RNA, 1344 nt
Organism: Anthostomella pinea
Lineage: Eukaryota; Fungi; Ascomycota; Sordariomycetes; Xylariales; Xylariaceae
Source: the annotation of a GenBank genome assembly